CUGGAUGAUCCAAGUGAAGACCAUCUGUACAUGGUAUUCGAGCUUGUCAAACGAGGAGCAGUGAUGGAGGUUCCUGCUGAUAAGCCCCUGGAUGAGGACCAGGCACGCUUCUACUUCCAGGACUUGCUGAGAGGAAUCGAAUAUUUACAUUAUCAGAAAAUCAUCCAUCGGGACAUCAAGCCUUCCAACCUGCUGGUGGGAGAAGAUGGUCACGUUAAGAUUGCCGACUUUGGGGUCAGUAACCAGUUUGAGGGAACGGACGCCCUGCUGACCAGCACAGUGGGAACGCCAGCAUUUCUUGCCCCAGAGACCCUUUCAGAGACCCGCAAGAACUUUUCUGGAAAGGCUCUGGAUGUGUGGGCUAUGGGAGUCACCUUGUACUGUUUCAUCUUUGGAGUGUGUCCUUUUAUGGAUGAGCGUAUUUUGAGCCUCCAUCAGAAGAUCAAGGCCCAACCGGUGGAGCUUCCCGAGAACGCGGACAUAUCAGAUGACUUAAAGGACCUUCUUUUUAAGAUGUUGGACAAGAAUCCCGAAACCAGAAUUACUGUCCCACAAAUCAAGGUGCACCCAUGGGUGACACGGCACGGUGCUGAGCCCCUCCCCCCUGAGGAUGACAACUGCUGCAGUCUAAUAGAAGUGACAGAGGAGGAAGUGGAAAACUCUGUCAAGCACAUCCCCAGCCUGGCCACCGUGAUCUUGGUUAGGACUAUGUUGCGCAAGCGUUCUUUUGGAAACCCGUUUGAUUGGGGCCGCAGGGAAGACAGGAGUCCCACCGCUCCAGGACACAUGCUAUCAAAAGGGAGAGCAGGGAGUUUGAAAUACUGCCGCAAUCUCUGUACCCCCAGGAAACAAGAGAGCGAGGAAGGCGUGCGGAGCAUGGACCUGCCCUUCGUGGGCGAGGAUGAAGUUCUGUCCUGAUAACUGUGGGCGUCUUACUCAAGGGAAAUGCAUCAAGAUGGGGCUGUUGUGGCUUCCGGAAGGCCAGGAAAUGGACCUGGGGCUGGGGCGUUGUUGAUGUGGAGGGUGCCCACCCGUUCAUGCAUGCAUUUGUACAGUCCACAGCAGCAUGCACCGUAUCUGUCCGCCCAGGUCUCUGCCGUCUCUCAGGACCCGUUU
This is a messenger RNA of Rhinichthys klamathensis goyatoka, 1116 nucleotides long. RefSeq names its product calcium/calmodulin-dependent protein kinase kinase 2. Gene Ontology annotation, molecular function: protein kinase activity; ATP binding. Gene Ontology annotation, biological process: activation of protein kinase activity; CAMKK-AMPK signaling cascade; protein phosphorylation. The record is from RefSeq and is a predicted model, not a curated record. The annotation marks the transcript as partial. Lineage: Eukaryota; Metazoa; Chordata; Actinopteri; Cypriniformes; Leuciscidae. The transcript has 11 exons.